UUGGCGUCAACACUGCCUUUUCGACUCUUGUCCUCUGAGACGUAGGCGGUGGUGGGAGGAUGACCUUCAUGCUCGUCGCCCGUGUCGCCACCGACGUCAUCACUAGUUCCUCCUUCUGCUCCCACCACCCUUGAACAAGAUUCAAAUGAACCAAUAAUAAUUAUUCUACUUCUGGAUACCAUUUGGCCGCUGGCCCCAUUCCUUGAAGGAGGACAAAUACAAGUAUGGAGGAUGAUAAUGCGAGACAUAUUGUCAGGGUGUAUGUGGGAGCCUUGUCGCAAGAAUAUGAAGCGUUGUCUGUGGAAGCCAGUAAGCAUACAACUGCCGAAGAAAUUGUCACUUGCAUCGUUCAGAAAUUAGGAUUCAAAAGUGCUCCCGAUUAUGAAUUGGCAGAAGUCAUUGAAAACUCGACGGGUCAAGAAUGUAAAGAACGACGUAUUGGUCCUCACGAAUCUCCUGUUGCGCUUAAAUUGCUAUGGCCAAAGACUGUUACAGCUGCAGAUGUGGCACUGUUCUCUGACCUCUCUUCUUCAUCAAGGAAUAAUCUCACUCAGACAUUAUCCACCAUUAACAAUGGGAUGGAACAGUAUCGAUUUUGCCUCCGGGAAAAACUUUCCGACUCUGUUCUCUGGUCAGGGAAUUUUGCCAUGGACCCACAGAUACUAAGAGACUAUUUUUAUCGUUUUUUGUAUCAACCGAAGGACAAGGAGUAUCCUGACCUUUGCGAACUACCCGACUUAAACUCUUCUACUCUUUUAAAUAAUUUAAAAUUAAGGUUCAAUGCUGGCCAUAUUUAUUCGUAUGUAGGAUCGAUUUUAAUCGCCAUCAACCCCUUUAGUUGGAAUUUCCAACACAAUGCAGGCUGUGGGAUCUACAAUCCAAAAUACGUAAAGCUGUACCAAAAUCGAAGAAGAGAGGAACUGCCUCCCCAUAUUUUUUCUGUCGCUGAUGUAGCGUAUUAUUCUAUGCUUAAAACUCGGCGAAAUCAGUGCAUCGUGAUAAGUGGUGAAUCCGGCAGCGGAAAGACUGAGAGCACUACGUUUUUAUUACACCAUCUCACGGCUCUAAGUCAAAAAGGUGUCCACGGGAGUGGCGUGGAACAGACGAUUCUCAGUGCUGGUCCCGUUUUAGAGGCGUUCGGAAAUGCAAAAACUGCUCACAACAAUAACUCAAGCCGAUUCGGAAAGUUUAUUCAAGUUAACUACCGUGAAAAUGGAAUGGUACAUGGGGCUUUAGUUCAAAAGUACCUUUUAGAAAAAUCUCGCAUAUGCUCUCAAGCCAAAAAUGAAAGAAAUUAUCAUGUAUUUUACUACCUUCUUGCUGGUGCCAAUGACACCGAAAAAGAAAUACUCCAUUUGCUACCUCCACAUAAAUACCAUUAUCUAAAUCAAAGUGGAUGCUACACUUUGGAAGGAGUGGACGAAAGUUACGAGUUUUCCAGGUUGAAACAGUCGAUGGAAAUGGUGGGUUUUGGUCAGGAUAAGCAACGGAAACUGUUCUCAGUCCUAUCGGCUGUUUUACUAUUAGGCAAUGUCGAAUUUCUUCCGAAAAAAUCUUCUUACCAUCACGAUGAUACAGUUGUUUUGAAAAACCCGGAAGUGGUGCAACUAAUUUCAGGUUUAUUGCGAGUGACUGAAGAAACGUUGGUUGCUGCACUUACGUCAAAGAGAGCUCGUGUUUCUGGUGAAAUGCUAGUCAUCAACUAUAGGAUGCCAGAGGCAAACGCAGCAAGAGAUGCAAUGGCAAAGUGUCUGUAUGGCUCAUUAUUCGAUUGGAUUGUUCUUCAAGUCAACCACGCUUUAUUAAGCAAAAAAGAUGUCAACGGGUGUGAAUAUCUUGGAAAGUAUUGCACUAUUGGGGUACUAGAUAUAUUUGGAUUCGAGGAUUUUGCAGAUGCAAAUAGUUUUGAACAGUGGUGCAUAAACUAUGCUAAUGAGCAAUUGCAGUACUACUUUAAUCAGCAUGUCUUUAAAUAUGAACAAUUGGAGUACAAAAAUGAAGAAAUAUUAUGGACUGAUAUAGAAUUUAUGGAUAAUGCCCCGUGUCUAAGUUUAUUUGAAUCGAGGCCUAAUGGUCUCAUUUGUAUUCUGGAUGAUCAAUGCAGUUUUCCCGGAGCAACAAACGAAACCCUGCUUCAAAAAUUUAAUUCGAUACAUAAGGACAACGAAUUUUAUGAGAAACCUCAACGAAGGGAGGCUGCAUUUAUCAUAAAACACUAUGCUGGAAAAGUAAAGUAUCAGAUUGGAGAUUUUCGGGAGAAGAACAUGGACGGUGGUGAAGUGUCUCAUUUAAGUGGAAUGCGACACGACAUUGUCAGUGUACUUAAGAGCAGUAGUAUGGCAUUUGUUCGAGAGCUUGUUGGAAUUGAUCCGGUAGCUGUGUUUCGGUGGGCAAUCGUUCGUGCUUUUUUUCGGGCGUACUUUGCGUUUAAUGAAGCUGGAAAUCGACAAAGGGUUCUCAGAGCCAAGAGUACAUUAAAUCGAGCAUUAUCAACCCCUGGACGCCGAAGAUCAUCAAAUGACCAAUUAAUUAACCUGCUUGUGACAAUUUCUUCUGUAAAUUUGCGUGUAAAUCGGAUCGCGAAGAACAGAUCUUUUCGCCCUCAGCAAUUUCUUGCCAGAGGAAUUAAGAAUUUGCACAGCGUAAAAAACCUAGCUAGUCAAACUGCAACAAUCGGAAUCUCCAAUAAGAGCUACAACCCUAGAAAGCAACCAGUUUCUGUGUCACAACAAUUUCAGCAAUCUCUCAACAGUCUCAUGAUUACUCUCAAUCAAGCCAAUCCAUUUUUUAUUCGGUGCAUAAAAUCGAACUCUGAAAAGAGUCCAAACGUGUUUGAUGAUGAAACAGUUCAGCGACAAUUACGCUACACGGGCAUGUUAGAAACAGUACGAAUUCGUCAGGCCGGUUACAACGUUCGAUUAACAUUCGAAGAAUUUGUUAAUUUGUACCGAAUACUGUUACCCACUGGUCUUCAAAGUGGGAGAAACGAGAUUGUCGAAUUUUUGAACUCGUUGCGUUUGAAUCAUGUAAACUAUCAGUUGGGGAAAACAAAAAUAUUCUUUCGAGAAUCUGAAAAAAUUAAAUUGGAUUAUUUCCUCCAUCAACAAAUUAUGGGCAGCAUUGUGAAAAUACAACGCUGGUACCGGGUUUCCCUAGAACGCCGUCAGUUUCUUCGGAUUCAAGCUGCGGUUUUAAAAAUUCAGAGUUAUGUCCGAAUGUUCCUUGCUCAACGGCUUGCUGCCAACUUGCGCAUGAGAAAUCUUGCUGCGACUUACAUUCAAAAAAUAUGGAGGGGUUAUAAUACUCGCAUUUGGUAUCAGAACUUGAAGCAAAGCUGUAUAGAGUUUCAAGCUCGAGUUCGUGGAAAUAUUCUCAGGCAGAAAUAUCAACAUCUCUUAGAAAAACACAAGGAGUUGCAGAAACAAAGAGAUAAAAUCCAAGCUUCCGGUUUGAGGGUAGAUGAAGGUGACUUUGGAUCAGGACAAUCAACAGACUAUGCAUCGUUGUCGAAAGACUCCAGUCAAGAAGAGCUUGAAAAUCAUUCCAGAUUUCCAGAGUCUGAAGAAAGUAGCGGGGUUCAUGAAGAGAGUGAUGAUGUGGAGUCAGCGUUUGUAAAAUACGGUGGUCGAGAUGAUAAUACUCAAAGGUCACGGGGCCAGUCAACGUCUGUAGCCUCACGGUCCGAGAUGUACUCCAGUUCAAAUGUGCUGCCAGCCUCAAUUAAUCCAGAUGAAACUCCCGUCGUAAAGGAAAGAAGCCGUAAAAAAAUGUCACUGCAGUCUAGGAAAGAGAAAUGUGUAGGUAUGGGCCAAGAUGUGGAAGAAGAAUUUCUCCGAGGUCAGCAAGAACAAGGAAUGGACACAAAUGGUACAAUUUGGGAUGAUAAAAAUGUUCAAGAUCGACAACUCGUCACAAAUCCAUUUCAAAAAGCCACGAAACAUUUAAAAACAUUAAUAGGAACCAAUAAUAAAGUGAAGCAGGAUAAACAUGAAGCAGUUCUGCUGGAUAGCGAAAGUGGAGAUGAUAGCGAAUAUUCACACAAAUCAGAUUACAAGUUUAGCAGGGAUUCCUCGAAAUUUAGUGAUCAUUCAGUUUUCGCCGGUCUUUCAACUAAUAAGCAACAUACUACUAAAGCUGGCGAGGAAUCCUCAUCAAGUCUCAGUUCUAGUGUGCUUCUGAAUAAAAACAUUACGAAUGUUGAUGUCAGGCGAAAAUAUCAAUCCGAAGACAAUUUUAGAGGAAGUAUGUCCAGCUAUUCCAGUGAGGAUAAAGUGUCUAGACCUGUUCAGGGUGACAAGUCUUUUGAACCAGUAAAGCCUCGUCGUGGGAUUGGCUUCUUGACAAGUUCUAGUUCUUCAGAAGUUUCUUCUAGUCGUACCUUAAGUUCAACUAAUCAGGUUGGCUUACACAGAAUCAAGCCAAAAAUAAAACGAACUGAAGCUUCAAGAGUGUCAUCAGUUGACACGAUAAUGGGAUCCUCAAGGAAUUCAAAGACAUCUUUAAGUGCAAAUAUAUCAUCAUCGGACAUUGCCCAGUCAUCCGUUGACUCAAGUAAAGCUGGUAGAACAAUGUCAAUUCCAAACCUAGACAGUAGCCGGGAAGUAAGACGAACGCGAUCUGUAUCAGAGACGAGACCUCCGGUUGUAUCCAGAGAUGUGGUGGUUAACCCAUGCCCAUCUCCAUAUGAUAACGAAUACGCUGGGAGUGCUAAAACGUCAAAUUCUUCUAUAACUACUCGAAAUAGUCAUAAUUUGGAAAAGGUUACCAAAUACCAUCGGGGAGAUAGUUGUGCUUCAUGCAAAAAGACGAUGCAUGCCUUUUUCAAUCCUGGUGUGAGAUGUAUCCAGUGUCAACUCAUGUUUCAUUCCAAAUGUGUGCAAAAUGAACUGGCCAACGCAUUCCCUUGCUCCAACAGUACAAAAAGUCUUGACGUAAACGAUGAUUUGUUUACCAUUGAAAAGAGUCCGAGCACAAUGGGAAGAAGGAAAGGAAGAAAACAAAAUAAAAACAUAGUGGAAAAACCUGGAAAAUUUAACUUCAGAAUGACUGGCACUUCAGAAUUUACGGAUCGAACAGAUCAGAUAAUUUCUGGAGUCAGAGAGUUGCAAUUAAUGCAAGAAUUUAUUUCCAAAAAGAUCUAUUUGGUAAAGAACAGAGAAGGAGAAAAAGAAAAUGCUGUAGACAGAGUAUUUCAACAAGCUUUGAAGGAAUUUUUGGAAAAUUUGGUAUCAACAUUUAGUGUCGCCUGCAAACAAGGGGAUGGAAAGCCACUUAACAUUAGAUACAAAGAUCUGAUUGCCAACUUUGCAAGCAUAAUGGAAACCGUAUGCAAACACGAAGGAACUGGAGAUGAUUUUCCUACCACAAUGGGUGUUAACGCAUUCAGAGGUUUCUUGAAUGAAUUCAUGAAUUCUUCACGAGAAGAAAAGCAAAAACCUUCAAAGACCAGAAAAACUGGGAGGAAGGAAAAAGGAGGUAAAAGGCAACGCCUUGAAGAGAGUAUCACGCAUUUGGGACAUUCUUUCGUUACUACAGUCAUAAACAUCCCUACCGUUUGCGAAGUUUGUUCCUCAUUUAUAAUGUGGCCAAUAGAGAGAGGAGUCGUCUGUCAACGAUGCAAGUUGGCUUGUCAUAAGAAAUGUCACCCAAAAAUAGCGACGGACUGUAUCGAGGGAUUUCGAAAUAAUAGCUCUGGGGGAGCUGCAGAUGGAGCUAUUUUUGGUGUUUCUUUAAACUCACUUGUGCCCGAUGGAGAAGGAAUUCCGGUCGUAGUUGAGAGACUGGUCACUGCAAUUGAAUUUUACGGGUUAAGGUUGGAGGGCCUGUACCGGAAGUCAGGUGUGAGCUCCAAAGUAAAAGAAUUGAAGGUGGACAUAGAAGAAGGAAAAGCGAUAGACUGGGAGCUUUACCCUGUCCAUGUGUUGACAUCUGUAUUCAAAAGCUUCCUCAGAGAACUACCAGAGCCGUUAUUAACAUUUGAGCUUUAUGAGGAAUUUCUACGCGCUGCUGAUCUGAGCCAACAAGAGGAUCGAGUAGUUACAAUUUUUGCUCUAUUAAAAAAGUUGCCAAAGUGUAACUUUGAUCUGAUGGAACGAUUAGUAUUUCACUUGGCCCGUGUCGCAUUAUACGAAGACAAAAACCGAAUGAACGCCAACUCUCUUGCCAUUGUGUUCGCACCCUGCAUUUUGCGAACGAAUCAAGCACGUCAAGUUCAAGAGUCCUUAAAUGAUAUUGCUCGUCAAACCAUGUGCAUUGAAACUAUAAUUCUCUCUCAAUUGAAGAAAGUCAAAGAAACUCUCAAUAAUAUCGAAACUUUGGAUUCUGCUGCCUAUUCGUUUGCUACUCGUCUUAACUCUAUUCGAUCUUCCAAGAUGAAAUCGUCGGUAACAACUAGCACGACGAAAGCUGUUAAAGGAAGCUCAGGCUCACUCAGUACCGAAGGUAGCGUUGAUGUAAAAUCUGUCAACGAGUCAUCGACCCCCGAGUCAAUGAGCGCUGAAGAAGAAGAAGAGUAUCUCACCCGGCACAUUAAAAACUUGCAAGAUGAAAAAGCCAUUUUAACGUCAGUGUUACCCACCCUAUCACGAACACCAUCCUCUGAAAACUCUACGGACCAAGAAGGGGAUAGCCCAGGAGGAAGCAUUGACGAUUUGCGAAGAGACUUAGGCCCCUCUCCUUCACCCAGACAAAUGCGGGCUCACUCAUUGCAGUAUUCUCGAUAUGAUCCAAUAUCUGAAUCAUCAUUCAGACUUCCAGGCUCCUCUGUAUUACCAAGUUUGCACAAGAAUAGAGGGCCUAACAGGAAGCCACCCACUCGAUUUGUACGUAAUAUUUCUUCUGUUGAUUUUGGAGAGGAAGAAGAUGAUGCCGAUCCAACGACUUCACAGGAUGAUGAAGAUAAGAGUGUUGUGUCAGUUAAUCCGUCAAAUAAUGACGAAGAAGCCAUCAUGGUAUGACUUUAGUACGUAACAUGUCGGACAUUUAGAGGUACUUGCACAUUGCACGAGAUAUAUUCAACUCAGUAUUGCAUUCGUAAUGGUAACGUUAUAAUAAUAAAGACACAUGCCAAAUUGCAUGAUAUGCAAUAGAAUAUUUAAUUAAAUACUUGUGUACGAGCACAAGAUAUUUAUCGAUAUAUUCAUAAGUACCGAUAAAUACCGAUAUAUGUAUGUAAAAUUGAUUUACAUAUAACUGUUCAGUAAUUUUUAAUUGAGAUUGACACUAUAUUGACAUUUAUUAGAGAUAUGGAAUAUGGAUAUGAAAGGUUCAUGUCGUUUGAUAUAUUCCGCAUUAUUUUUUUCUGUCAUCCACAAUCAUCAUAAUACUCGGUAAUUUUAGUAUUAUAUUCCGUACGAAAGUAAUUGACAAUCUAACAUGUGCGAUACGAAAGAUUAUUAUUCAUACUACAUACCGAUGUAAAUUAGUCACAAGCUAGCUGUUAUUAAACGAAUGUAUGUAUAGAAAUACGAACCUCAAGUCCAAAAUUUUUAAUUUUUAUCAUAAAAUUAAAAAAAUAACAACAUAGGUGAUAUAUGACAUAACAGGGAAACGUCCCAUUGUUGCAUUUCAGAGUUUAUAAUUAUGGUUAACUAUAUUUAAAGUUCUUAAUGUUCCCUGUUUAGAUGUAUGUACCUCUUGAAAUAAUGUGCCAAACGCUCCAGUAACUUGUAACCUUUUAAAGAGCUUCGCACCAACGAGAUCGCGAGGAUGCGUAUGUUUGACUUGACUUUGUAAUGGUGGACUGACUAUAUAACAUUCUAGUAAUGAUAACUUUGGCAUCAAGUCAAAUUUCGCUGUAAUUAACAAGUUUUUUUUUACUUUGCACGUAAUACGUAUCACAAAUUCUGUUGAUCUCUUCGUUUAAAAAUUGUACUUUUUUAAUAGCUUAUGUAUAUUAAAAUCUCACAUCUUGUAUUAACAUACAUUUUACUCUAAAUGUCGUAAAUUCCAUUCCGUUUUACAAUAUGCAUAGCUUCACUUGUUCAAAUUACUAUACUCUGUAUUUUGUAAUGUUUUGACAAUUACACAUUCCUUGAAUUAUAUUAUUAUUAUUUAUAUACAAAAAAUGUGUACCUAAAACUAAAAGAUACACAGCCAACAGUGCCUUCUGAAGUUCUAAAUAAUACAAUCAUGAGAUAUUAUUAUCAUUAAUGUUAUUAUAUGUGUUGUUGUUCCCGUAAUAUAAUCUAAUAUUGUGUGAACCGUA
Folsomia candida is the source of this 8206-nucleotide messenger RNA. Its product is annotated as unconventional myosin-IXAa. NCBI's taxonomy places the organism in Eukaryota, Metazoa, Arthropoda, Collembola, Entomobryomorpha, Isotomidae. Gene Ontology annotation, molecular function: ATP binding; protein binding; GTPase activator activity. The record is from RefSeq and is a predicted model, not a curated record. Gene Ontology annotation, cellular component: myosin complex. The transcript is spliced from 57 exons. The coding region runs from base 225 to 6956 and encodes 2243 amino acids. Gene Ontology annotation, biological process: intracellular signal transduction.